Molecule: messenger RNA, 2986 nt
Organism: Seriola aureovittata
Lineage: Eukaryota; Metazoa; Chordata; Actinopteri; Carangiformes; Carangidae
Gene: oscp1b
Product: organic solute carrier partner 1b
Exons: 10
Coding region: 873-2006 (377 amino acids)
Biological process (GO): transport
Cellular component (GO): cytoplasm; plasma membrane
Source: RefSeq, a predicted model, not a curated record
AGAUAUGAAGGAUUCAGGCCCACUCUAUACAGUAUCUUCUGUUUGUUAUUGAUGUCCUGCUAUUGUGGAAGUAAUUUGUUAAUUGUAACUUUCAUGCAGAUAAAAUAUAUCGAGCAGCUAAUGAAAUAUGCAAUUCAAUGUAUGAAAAGUUAAUUUUACCUUUAGCCUUAUACUGUGUGUGUGUUUGUGUAACAGUGUGUUUUAGUACUACUGUAGUGUAAAUAAAUUGCAUUAUUCAUUCACAUUAUUAAUUGUGUUUAAGCAUAAAACAUUUCUACAACAUUGUCAAUAGAAAUUUGAUUUAUUUAUUUUUUUCAUGUUGUUAUUACAGGUUAUGGCCUCAGUGUGGACCAAAGUUGAGAGCAGUUAAACCAAAGAGUAAUUUAUCUAUCUGUCAUUGUUUUAUUUUAAGGGUUUUGGAGGCUUAAAUGGGUGAAAGUGCCCAGUAUUUUACAGGAACAAACACAAAAUAUGAAACAUUUACAUUUGUGUGAAUUUGGAGUAGCGUAGGUUGGGAACCACUACUCUAAACUAAGUGUUGCAGAAUUUUGUUCUGACACUGAAUAAAUAAAUUAUUCAGAUUGUAUUUUUAGCUGUGAUUUUCAGUUAGGGACUUUGGAUUAUAUUGCAUGUGCACUGGAUGCUCAAUUUAAUUCACACUAUGGUUAAACAGCAGCUUUCACAUCAGCCUGACCCCUCCCUUUUCCAGUACGUUACAACGCACAGCCCUCCGAUUGGCUGUUUUCUUCGUGGCCUGGCAACCAGAAGAGGCUUUACCAAACAGAUAGAUACCCCAUCGGCAAGCAUUCGAGCUAGCUACAAUCGUUAGCUACCGCUGUUAUCUGGAGACAUUCGGCCGUCCAAAUACCAUCAUGUCUUCAAGGACUCUGCCGCUGCUCUUCAUCAACCUCGGUGGGGAGAUGCUGUACAUCCUGGACCAGCGGCUUCGAGCUCAGAAUAUCCCUGCUGACAAAGCUAAGAAAGUUAUGAAUGACAUCAUCACCACCAUGUUCAACAAAAAGUUCCUGGAGGAGCUUUUCAAGCCACAGGAGCUUUACUCCAAGAAGGCCCUGCGGACUGUGUUCGAUAGGCUGGCCCAUGCCUCCAUAAUGAGACUCAAUCAAGCUAGCAUGGACAAGCUCUAUGACUUGAUGACCAUGGCAUUCAAGUACCAGGUACUCCUGUGUCCCCGGCCAAAGGAUAUCCUCCUAGUGUCCUUCAACCACAUGGAUGCAAUCAAGGACUUUGUGAAAGACACUCCCAGCAUUCUCAGUCAGGUUGAUGAGACAUACCGACAGCUCAUAGAGAUGUAUACACCCUUGUCUAGUGGUGACUUCCAGCUGAUUAGACAAACUCUUCUAAUCUUCUUCCAAGACAUGCAUAUAAGGGUGUCUAUUUUCCUGAAGGACAAAGUACAGAACUCUAAUGGCCGCUUUGUACUUCCCACCAGUGGUCCUGUGCCUCAUGGAACACAAGUUCCUGGGCUGAUAAGGAUGUUUAGCUGUACUGGUGAAGAGGUGAACAGGCUGCAGUUCAACAAUGGAGGAAGCUACACCUCUGCCACCCGGGAAGGAUCUUUUGAGAUAUUUGGAGACAGGGUCACCAAACUAGGCACAAACAUGUACAGUGUUAGCCGUCCUGUGGAAACCCACAUGUCAGGAACGUCAAAAAAUUCUGCUCAGCACACAAAGGUCAAUGCUGCUCCCAACCCUCUGGCCAAAGAGGAGCUGAAUUUGUUGGCCAAGUUAAUGGGAGGGUUAGAAGUUCAGAAACCAGGAAACACAGACAGCGGUUUCCGAGUCAACCUCUUUGCCACCGAUGAGGAAGAAGAAGAGGCAUUCAUAUCAAGGCCAGAUGAGCUUUCAUAUGGAGUAAUAAACAUCCAAGCAACAAAGGGCAAUGCUGAGCUGGCCAAGAUCAUGGGAGAGUUCACAGAGUCUGGAGACCAAUCUCCCAGUGCUAGCAGCAAAGGAGACGACCUUCUGGCCAUGAUGGAUGGUCUGUGACAUGUCACCCAGACAGAAAUGCCCAGGGGGUGGGGCACAAUGCAUUGUCAGCAGUCCACUCUACUGUAGACCAGUCUGUUGUCUGUACCUGCACAAACACUGCAGCAACCUCACAUGCAGCCGGAGAACCUUCUUCCUUUGGGUGCUUUUCAAAUGCAGAUAUGAGCAGGUGUUUCCAUUGGUUGUCAAAUGAACAACUGCAAAUUUGCAUAGUUAACAACAAAGAAUGUGUCAUGAACCAAGCUUUGAGUUGUAAUACACUGUAAUAGUAUGUAUGCUGUAAACUGAAAAGAGUUUCAGUGCAUCAAAAUACACAGUAGACCUAUAUCAGUGUGUUGAACAUAUGUGUGUGGUGAUAGCAAAACAUCUGUCUGUUUAAUGUCAAGAUGUUACAUUUUUAAAAUCUAAUUCAAACUGCGCAGCUGUACGCAAAAUACACAUUUGAUUUCACACAAGGUCAUUCUCUUGAAUGUCAGUAAUACAUCACAGUUUUAGAGGAUUUUCAAGUUUGUUGUCCAUAAUUUUAUUUUUGUUUAUUACACAAUGCUAAGAGGGAGUUUGUUAACUUCUUCUAUAUUCUAAUUAACAAGUGAGUAAAUGAUACUGUGGGGUAAUCAGAGGAAACCCAAGUGCUCUUUCUGUCAUGAUUCAAAUUCUCAUAGAGCUUUAUUUUGGUAAGAAAUGUGUUUAUCUGACAUCUGUACUACCUUAGAACAUUAUGAGGAGCAACAGUAUGAGCAAGACAUUUUCCACGACCAUGUGAUGUCCCUGAAUGUUGAGAUAUGUCCCAGAAAUGUGCUCAUUAUUGAGUGCAUAAUUAUGAUAGAGAUGGAUGCAAUAUAAGAGAUUGUCUAAUAUGUAAAUAUGUUUAUUGCAUACUUAAUUUAUUUCAUUGUAUCCUUUUUUGUGUAUAGGGAAGUGCACAUUGCUGAAAUUGUUGAACGUGCAAUGUAGGAUUUUUAAUAAAUAGUUGAACUAUU